This is a messenger RNA of Symbiodinium necroappetens, 2226 nucleotides long. Lineage: Eukaryota; Dinophyceae; Suessiales; Symbiodiniaceae. The record is from the annotation of a GenBank genome assembly.
AUGUCGGGUUUCGGAGAGAGACUCAGCCAGCGGCAAAAGGCCUUCAAAAAGGGGGUUGAUGCAGAUGAUGCACGGCGGAAGCGAGAAGAUGCGGCUGUCCAGCUUCGCAAGCAAACCAGGGACGAGGCGCUGAUGAAGAAAAGGAUGGUCAACGACAUCCCCGCGGCCGGCCAAACAACUGACCCGAUGGCCUUGGCACAAAUGGGUGAACGUAUGGCGACAGUUCCCAGCAAUUGUGCCGUGGAGCAGAUCCCGGCUCUGAGCCAAGCAUUGCUAUCGGACGAUCCCCAGGCACAGUUCAAUGCCACCCAGCAAUUCCGGAAGCUGCUCAGUAUCGAGCAGAACCCGCCCAUCUCGGAGGUGAUCAAUGCAGGUGUGGUGCCACGUUUCGUCCAGUUCCUGAAGGAAAUCAAUCGGCCAGACCUGCAGUUUGAAGCCGCAUGGGUGCUCACCAACAUCGCCUCCGGAAAUGCAGACCAGACCCGCGUGGUCGUGGAGCAGGGUGCGCUGCCGAUCUUCGUGCAGCUCUUGCAGGGCCCACUUAGCUUUCUGCAGCCGCCGUUGGAGCAAGAGCGGCAAGCCCUUCAAAACACGGCUCUGUCGUGGUUGGACGUGGCAACAGAGACAGAGCACUCAGAAAUCGACUUCGGGCACCGCUCGAACUUGGCUGCGAUGGCGUUGUCGAACGAGGAGGUCUGGAUGCUGCAGAGGCUGUCUGCCUGCUUGCACGAGGCUGACAUGCAGCUGAUGCAGGACCUGGCGGAGCUUCAUCGAAGACAUUUGCAGGAGCUGCGAGUGCUCUACGACCAGAAGAUCCAAAGCCUCCUCGACCAGGGGUGGACUUUGCAAGCCAAGGGGCUUGCAGCAGUGGCCAGCCGCCAUUUGAGGCAUCGGCAGCAGGUGCAGGACCAGCAGCGGCAGCAGCAGCAGCUCCUUUGUGUUCAGCGUGCUAAGUUCCGCGAAGCUCAAACGAGACGGGCGGGCCCGGGCCCGGGGGCGACAAGUGCACCCCAGGGGUCGACCCUGCCAGCUUGGCAGGGCGGCCAGGCCGGCCCGGCCCUGCCGGUCCUGCGACUGUGCAGUGGAGAGGUCCGCUGUCCUCCUGGUUGCAUCGGCAAAACUCCGCCUGAAGACCCGAUCCUUGGCCGGUCUCCGAACGACGAUGUUCGCGAGCAAGCAGUUUGGGCGUUGGGCAACAUCGCCGGCGAUUCGCCCAACUUUAGAGAUCUGGUCCUGCAGAGCGGAGGCCUUCACCCCGUAAUGACUGUCCUGCGAGAGUCGGAGAAAACAUCGAUGAUGCGAAAUGCUACAUGGACACUGUCAAAUCUUUGCCGCGGCAAGCCUCCGCCACCCUUCGAGUGGGUGUCGCCGGCACUGGGCACUUUAGCGAACCUUAUCUACUCCUGCGACUGCGAGGUCCUGACCGAUGCCUGCUGGGCCCUCUCCUACUUGUCGGACGGCCCCAACGAGCGAAUCACAGCCGUCAUCCAGGCUGGCGUUUGCCGUCGGCUUGUGGAGCUGCUGCUCCAUACGUCCCCACUGGUGCAGACGCCCGCGUUGCGGGCUGUGGGGAACAUCGUGACCGGCGACGACAACCAGACCCAGGUGAUCCUGCAGAGCGGGGCCUUGCCGUCGCUCCUCAAGCUUCUCUCCCAUGCAAAGAAGGCAAUUAGAAAAGAGAGCUGCUGGACAAUCUCCAACAUCACAGCCGGGAAUCGCGAGCAGAUUCAGGAGGUUAUCAACAACGGCCUGCUCCCACCGGUCAUCCACCUGUUGCAGACGGCCGAUUUUGACAUCAAGAAAGAGGCAGCCUGGGCGAUCAGCAACGCGACCUCGGGUGGAUCUCCACAGCAGGUGGAAUACCUGGUGGAGAUGCAGUGUAUCAAGCCUUUGGUCGACUUGCUGGUCGUUUCAGAUGCCAAAAUCAUCGGCGUGGCGUUGGAAGCUUUGGAGAACAUCUUGAAGGUGGGCAAAGACAAGCAGCAGAAACUGGGCAUGGCGGAGAAUCCUUUUGCUGCCAAGAUCGAGCAGGCCGACGGCUUGCCGAAGAUCGAGAAUCUUCAGGAGGAUCCCAAUGAGGAAGUGUACCAGAAGGCGAUGAAGAUUCUAGAGAAGUACUUCCCGCUGGAGGAUGAAGAUGCAGAAAUCGGUGAAGAUGUCUCCAAUCCUCAACAGUUCCAGUUUGGUGCACAGGUGCCCACAGGCGGCUUCAGUUUUGGAUCCUGA